Molecule: messenger RNA, 765 nt
Organism: Prorocentrum cordatum
Lineage: Eukaryota; Dinophyceae; Prorocentrales; Prorocentraceae
Source: the annotation of a GenBank genome assembly
AGGACGCCUCGCUGCGGAGACCGAGCUCGGUGUCCACCGUCACCUUCGCAGGUGCUGCUCGCGAUUACAAGCUGGAUCACCUCCGCUUCAAGGUUUGGGAGUCCGUGGAGAGGGCACGCGUGGUCUACGUGGAGUCGGUCUUCCUGACUGUCUCGGCGGAGUGCGCCAAGAUCCUGGCCGAGCACUGCGCCAAGAUGGGCAACGUGUUCUGCCUCAACCUGUCGGCGCCCUACCUGUGCCGCUUCUUCGGCGACAGGAUACUGGCGCUGAUCCCCUACACGGAGUACCUGUUCGGGAACCAGGCCGAGUUUAUGGCGCUCCGGGAGCACCGCAAGGACAUAGGCGCCACCAUCGACGAGGUGGUCACGUGGCUCAGCAAGAUGCCCAGGGCGGACGGCAACGCCAGCAAGCGCCGGUACGUCGUCGUCACCAACGGCUGCCAACCAGUAGUUGUGGCGUCGACGUGGCAGGGUUAUGGCGUGAAGGUGCAGAGGUACCCCGUGCCGCCCGUGCGCGCCGGCCGCUGCGGGUACAAAGACGGAGCUGGGGACGCUUUCGCCGGAGGCUUCCUCUGCGGCCUGCAGCUGCAGCUCGACGCGGACGGGUGCGUGCAGCUGGCCCUGCACGCCGCGCUCUGCGCCGUGGAGCGCCCGGGCCCGGGCGUGCCGGUCUUCAAGGCCCCGCCGCGCAUGCCGGGGCUCUCCUGACCCCGGCGCGGCCGCCCCCCUCGGCGCCGGCGAUCGAGGAGGGGGCGCGGCCGGCGGG